Nymphalis io (European peacock) is the source of this 2889-nucleotide messenger RNA. Its product is annotated as cilia- and flagella-associated protein 91-like. The coding region runs from base 1 to 2889 and encodes 962 amino acids. The transcript is spliced from 24 exons. NCBI's taxonomy places the organism in Eukaryota, Metazoa, Arthropoda, Insecta, Lepidoptera, Nymphalidae. The record is from RefSeq and is a predicted model, not a curated record.
AUGAGCGGCGAAACUCUAUACGAAGCUCCGAGAAGGUAUAACGUGUCUAAGAUGAGAGUCCACGAUUAUUUAUAUGAUUCCGCCUUCAUAGUAUCAGGAGCGAGAGACUACGCGAGAACUGCGUUUAAAGCUGCGAUGGCGUCUGCGCAAGUUAUGAUCCAGCCGGUGUACAAAACAAUGUUCUCUGAACUGCGUCAGUUUCCAAGAAUGCAAGUUGUGUACCAUCCAAACUGUCGUCUGCCGCCACACGUGGAUCGCUCGUACGGCGCUUACUUGGAAAAAGUGGGGAGAGCACGUGGCGUGCCCGUUCCGGAGUUGGCGGGGAAGGAUCGAUUUAAGUACUGUGCUGUUCCAAAGAAGUUGUGCCCGAUGAAGUGUGCUACCCCUGACUUCCGGCCCCCGACUGAGUUGAUGAUCCCUUGCCGUGAGAAGCCGAAACACAGGGGGACACAGAGUUUGUAUAGAGAAUCAUCAGCUCAGACGACACCGUGGCAACCGGACGCGGUACCGGCUGAGGAGUGCGAAAACACACCGGAAGUGAUGUAUUUAGACAAAUUUGAGUGGGGACCGGGUACUCCGUAUCGUAAGGGUGACUUGCCAGCUGAUUUCCAUACGACAGAAAUGAUAAAUAAGAUGCGUCACGCGCGUAGAUGGUCUGAGUUGGUCGAGAGAGGCGGAUACCCUCGAUGGAUAAAGAAUAGGGAGGGCAUCAUCACGGAUAUAGAAACUAAGGACUGGAUAUUUAGGGAGGCGGAAAUCGAUGAACUCCAGGAUAUUCGUCUCGCUCUGCUCCAUAAGCUGCAGACUCAAAAGCGCAAGCAGAGCACGGAUCGCACAGUAACGAAGCUGGCGAAACUCUGGGCAGACAAGAAGACCGAUAUGGAACGGAAGAUUGAUAACAUUAGACGAAAGAGGGAUAGAGAACUUCGCAAACUGACAACCCUACACAACUGUGGUGGUAGAAUGGGCCUCGUCCAAGAGAUGCGCGCGGCUAGAGGCGGUGGGAGCGCUAUCAACGCCGCUCAGGAUCCGACGUCGGACCUGCACGCCCCACGAGCUCGGCACGGCUACCAGGCGAGGAGACGGCAUGCGGAGAUUAUUUACGAUCCCAAUUUGCUAUCUCUAGAAGACCAUGAACAGCUAUCAGCACCGCCCGUGUGGCUGCAGCAGUGCGGUCAGAAUCUGUCCCGGACCUGUUCCGGUCAUCACAUCCAACGUGACACGACACAGCUCUGUGAGAGGGAGACCAAGUGGAGCGAACAGUUUCUGGAGAAAUUGCAUAACGAUUUGAAAAAGGCUCGUCUCGGAGCGGCUUCAGCGUCAGCUGGACCUCUAAGAGUGCUCAAACCACGUCGGCUCGUAGAGACUCCGAGACCUCCAACCCCUGAAAUGGAAGCGGUCCCUGAGGAGGACGAGGCGUCGCACCAAGCGGCGCUGACGUUACAGAAAGUUUUAAGAGGACGUGCUGUGCAGAUUUUGAUGUUUGAAGGACGUACCAGGGCAGCAGAGCUCACUGAGGAGUUGAAGACGACGCACGGUCUGCAGAAGGAGGACCGAGCUCGUAUCGCCAAGGAAGAGUCCAGGGCCAGAGAUUAUCAAGCUAUACGCUCCGAGGCCGAGCAGAAGGAGGAAGCAAUUAGUGCACUAGUAGAAGAGCUGUGUGGGGGGGCGGUGUCAGCGGCUCUUGACUUCCUGGAGAAGGAGCUAAGGAGGCUCAAAGAGGAGAGAAGGCAACACGCCUUUAUAUUAAUUGCGCUUCGUGAGAAAACUUUGCGAGAAGCGGCGGAAGCGGGACGGAGACAGAAGGAGGAGCACCGUAGACGAGAACACGACGAGAUGUUUAAACAGGUACUGGGAGUGACCCACGAGACAGUGGACGCGUACCUGCGUGACGUCACGCGCGAGGCCGUGGAGCUCGCCGCGGAGGAGCAGGCCGUGCGGCGGGCCCGCGCUCGGGCAGACGCCGUCCAGCGCUCGCUGCGGGAGCACGGCUCCAUGUCAACAGCGGAACAGAACGAGUUGGUAGCUGAACUGGUCCAUCAGUUCUUAUUACCUGAAGCGCAUAAAGCGGCUUCGAGGCAUCGCGUGUCAGCGCUUCAAGCGACUAAACUGGAAGCGGCUAGGAGUUCGAUAUUCGAUGUUGUGGAUGGCGCUGAAGUCAAGAUAGACAAGUGUACGCGCUGUGGACGAAGAUUGGAUGACCAGUGCAAGUGCAGGUUCUGUGAAAUCGACAUGAAACCGAUGGAGACGAUGUCCAGGGAUGAUUCGCGUUGGAAACACACGAGGCGUCGCGAUGACGUCACGAAGUCAACAGAAGAACGGUUCCCCCCCCAGCACGAUAUACGCUACCUGCUCGACGAUAUCGUUGACGACGCUGUCUACUUAUCGCGUCUCCAACGUAAGGAAGGUGACGAGCUGAUGAUGUUCGUGUCGAGGGCCGUUCGGGAAGCGAACGAGAUCGCGAUCGACGCGAGGGAAGCUGUCGAGGAACUUAUAUCCCGUGCGACCGGCGACGUUGGGCCGAUCAAGACCUUGGAUUAUCACCACUACAUGCGACGUAUCCACGAAGACGCUCUAGCGAGAACUGAACCGUUUAAAUCGAAGACUGAUUGUCCCGCUCCGCUGCCGUCGGAGCUGCGGCGCCGGGCCGAGGAGGCGCUGGUAGAUGACGUGUGUCACUGUCGCGAAGACAGUAAAGUUCAGUUUAGUUUAGAAACAAUGGACACGAUCAGGAAAUCGAACCUAUUACCUUCCGAGCUACGACAGCUGGAAGAGUUGAGGCGCUGUAAAUGUGACACGGACCCAUCUCCGAGUACGACAUCUGUCGCCUCCGUCGCAAGUUCUACAAGUGAUGAAUACGAAGAGGAGGGGAGCGAAGAAUUUCAAUAA